Exophiala bonariae is the source of this 903-nucleotide messenger RNA. RefSeq lists its product as uncharacterized. The transcript is spliced from 3 exons. Lineage: Eukaryota; Fungi; Ascomycota; Eurotiomycetes; Chaetothyriales; Herpotrichiellaceae. Gene Ontology annotation, molecular function: ferrous iron binding; zinc ion binding; oxidoreductase activity, acting on single donors with incorporation of molecular oxygen. The coding region runs from base 1 to 903 and encodes 300 amino acids. The record is from RefSeq and is a predicted model, not a curated record.
AUGAGUUUAACACCCGUCCAUUUCUUCUCCCAUGGUUCGACCCGAAUGCUUGAGGCGGAUACCGAAUCGGGAGCAUAUUGGGCGAAAUGUGGCGAAGAGGCACUUGCUCAUGGCGUAAAGGGUAUCAUCAUCAUGGGUGCGCACUGGGAUUGUCUUGGGGAUAAAAUCGAAGUGGCCACCAACCCAAAGCCAGAGAAAUCACCAUGUCCAUACGUUACGCAGUCACUCAUUACCGAGUGGACGCCAAACCCAGAUAUACCAACAGCUCACCGUUGUAUUGAAAUGCUCAAAGCGGAAGGAUUCAAUGUUUCCGAGAAUAGAAAAUUCGAUUGGAUUCACGACACCUACAUGGUAUUAAUCCGAAUGUUCCCUGAUGCUAGUAAAUGCCCACCAACCACCAUCAUCUCUAUGAAUGCCCGGUACGAUCCUCACUAUCAUAUCCGUAUCGGUGCGACAUUACGUCCUUUGAGACAGGAAGGAUAUUUAAUUAUUGGCACUGGAGGAGCUGUCCAUAAUCUCUAUCGCAAUGUUUGGCGACCCAUGCUUCUGUAUCGAGACAGUCUUGGCCAGGAACAACCACCGGAGACAUGGGCACUUGAUUUUCGCCAGGCAACAGAAGACGCGAUCACACGAAACACCGGCCCGAAUUUGCGGAAGGCAAUGGCCAGGCUUAUGAAGCACCCUCAAUACCGCGCUGCGCAAGCGACAGAUGACCACUUCAUUCCAGCGUUGUUUUGUGCAGGCGCUGCGGGUGAUUGGGACGACGUGAAUACCACGAAUGUGUUGGGGGCCGAGACCUGGGAAUUGACGAACAUGUGCAACUCGCAAUUCACAAUGGGUUCUUACGGAGAGCCUGGUCGUGUCUUGGGAAAUGGUGCUGCAAUUGCCUCAGUAGGUGCCUGA